This is a messenger RNA of Owenia fusiformis, 2259 nucleotides long. The record is from the annotation of a GenBank genome assembly. Lineage: Eukaryota; Metazoa; Annelida; Polychaeta; Sabellida; Oweniidae.
CAGACAUUUGGUAGUCAUAUGAAAUACACAGUGAAUGAGACUUAUUCAAAUCAAUGUGCUUGGUUUACGUCCAAGAUCGUAUAUUUACAAUUGCAUUCAUUCCCCAAGAUCUUAUUUCCUUCCAACAUGAUGGUUAUUUGUUCUAUCAAAUACAGUAAAUAAUAGGGAAAUAAUGGGAAACUAUGUAUUUCAUGGAUUCGUUUGAAACCAACGGAGGAGAUACAUCGUACACUGAAAACAUACCUGGAGCAUUUGGACAUCGUUAUUCUGUAAAAAAAAUAACUAAUUGUAUGAAAUAGAAGUAUGAGCAGGAAAAUGAAAAACUUUGAUGAGUUAAAUGCCACAGCCACUGCUAUUUUAAAGGAAGCAAUGUUUAAUGAGCGAUCCAAACGAUUCAAAAUGGUAGUCAACGAUUAUAGAAGACUUCUAACCACGAUUGACCUUCGGAAUCUUGCUCGUGACUACGAACCUCCAUCCGGAUACAAAUUAUUGUUGUAUGAGCUCCACUAUCAUCUAGGCAUGGCUCUACAACAUAUAGGUGACCAUAGACGUGCUAUACAACACUACACCAAAGCAAUCAACAGUAUAACACGUUUGAAGGGAGGCUGCCUGGCUGGUUGUCAUACCAACUCUUGCUUGAUGACACCUCUUCAUACCAGACGCUCAUUCGCCUAUGCUAGGACAGGGGACCUAAGGAAUUCUCUGAAGGACGCUGAGAGAGCUGUCGUCCUUGACUCUAGGAACCCUGAUGUGUAUUGUGUACGAGCCCUAUCCCGGCAUACAAGACGCGAAGAGACAGAGGCCAUAAAGGAUUGUAAAUUAGCACUUGGCAUUAACCCGUCUCAUGUAUGUGCCCUCCUUCUUCUUGGCAACUUUGAAAAGCCAUUAUCGUUAGAAGACGACGACUCCGACACUCAGGUAGAGAGUCACAGCCAGCUAAAGGCAUAUUCCAUCAACCCCACUUCAAAGUAUUAUAUGGACGUGAGAGACUUCAACCACCCCAGUAUGAUGGACUUCUAUGACAGAUUCCUUUACUCGCUCAAUGUUCCGCACACGAUCUCUCAGAUAAACAUGAUUCCGGAUAAAGUUAUGGAUCAGAUAAAGAUGGCGCAGCAGUUGCACAACGGUGAACCGAUUGUAUUCGAUAUUCCAAUCAAACCCAACCGUGCUGCAUCCUCUGCCGAUGAACCUCGCCUUAUUAAACCAUUUAGAGCGGGUACUCCAACUAGUCAACGAGAUAAGGAUUCCGCUCCUAGACGGCGGAAGGAAUAUGGAGAGUCUGUAAGAAAAUACAUGGCAAAACCCAGAACAGCCAAAGAGUAUAUAGACCAGCUUGUCAAGCACUACAACAAGCAACACAAACUCAGGAGAGAGGCCGAGGAAAAUGAACGGGAACUUGAACGUCCAAUGAAAACCAACCACAAUGACAAUAAAACCAUCACCGAAUCUCACCAAAGACGACCAAAAUCAUGCCCCGGGUCACUAGAAAAGCAUGAAUAUUUAAGCAAAUCACAUAGCCCAGUAGCGCGUGAAGUGAGUGACUUAGGUAGGAGACAGAAGGUUCCAGAGUCAGAGAAAGUGAGAAAUGCGACAGAAACAAUUUGGAGAGAACGGGUGCAUCCUGCAACAACUCCAAUUAUGAUUCGGCUAGAUUCUGUCGAUACGGGAGGGCCAUCAAUUGCACCAGUAUUCCAGAAGGUGAACACAAAGAACUUUCCCAGAAUGUACUACAGGCCAUGGAGAGGGGAUAAACUACCUAUGGCAGAACUUGAAAGAAAACCAAACAUUUUGGCCUUUUACUAAACCCGUAAUAUACAAUCCCAACAUAGGUUAUGAUAUCCAAACUUGAGAAGGGGAGCGUAGACAGGAUACAACAUCAACGUCUAUUACACACACUAUUUGUCUUGCUUAGGAGGAACAUUCUGCAAAUUAUAAACAAUGUAUAAGUGCGUAAAAUAGAUUUAGAUUGAUAGACCAUCCUGCACUGCGAGACAUGUUACAUCAAUAUCUUUAUUUGUAAAUUGAAUCUCUGUCGUCUGCGCUUGGCUUACAUGUUCGAGCAAUAAAGCACGUAAUUCCUUACUCAGUUCCAGAGCUUACCAAGACCUUUAGGGCGCAUUUUCGUAUGACCGCGGUGCAAGUGAUUUUGAUCUGUUGCGUAAUAUUUAUUUGUUUUACAUAGCAGUAUUUUUAGGAUUAAAAUCUUGCUUUGUACAUUUUUGACCACGGGGAAGAUUUUAAUCCUAAAAAUUAGCUAUA